AUGGCGACGACAUAUGACGAAGAGAAGGCAGCUGAUGGCCAUGGCGCCAACCACCACCAGCCACCAACACCCGUCCACAAUGAGAAAGACUUACACAGCAUCCCCAUCAACGACGACAGCAACGAGGCCUCAUCAAGCGGCAAAGCGUCACCAAGAAUGCUGUACAACGCGAGGCCGAUGCAGCACAACGACGGGGUCAUCUCGCGGCUCCGGCGGUUCGAGGCGCGCAUGGACGCCAGACUCGGGAUCGAAAGCGAGGCGAUCGAGCGCAAACGGCCACAGGACAAACGCGCGGUGAAGUGGCACGAGGAGCUGACGAUGGCGUUGCUCUGGGCGUCCGGGACGAUGAACACGUCGUGCUUCGCGACCGGCUUCCUCGGGUGGGAGUUCGGGCUCUCGCUCAAGCAGGCGAUCCUGAUCACCAUCUUCGGCUCGCUGCUGGGCGGCUGCGUGACCGGGUACGCGGCGACGUUCGGGGCGGCGACGGGCCUGCGCCAGAUCAGUGUCACGCGCUACAGCUUCGGCUGGUGGCCGAACAAGCUGAUCGCCGCGCUGAACGCCGUGCAGCAGGUCGGCUGGGCCGCCGUGAGCUGCAUCACGGGCGGGCUGGCCCUGACCGCCGUGGCGGACGGGCACGUCUCGCUGGUGGUCGGCAUUGUCGUGAUCGCCGUGGUCGCGCUGGCGAUCAGCUUCGUCGGCCUGAACGCCAUCUUGGUGUACGAGCGCUACGCCUGGCUGAUCUACUUCGUCAUCUUCAUGAUCAUCUUCGGCGAGACGGGAAAGUACGCGGACAACACCACGCCGGCGUCGGUCACCGGCGCCACGCUCUCAGGCACCGUGCUCUCGCUCCUGGCCAUCACCUACGGCAGCUCCGCGAGCUGGUGCACCAUGGCCAGCGACUACUACGUGCACUACCCGACCAACGUGUCGCGCGUCAAGGUCUUCCUGAUGACAACGUUCGGCAUCGCGAUCCCGACCUCGAUCGGCAUGCUCGCGGGCUGCGUCGUCGCCAGCUCGCUGAACAACCGGGCCGACUGGAAAGACGCGUACGAGAACGAGGGGCUCGGCUUCCUCAUCCAGGACAUGCUGCAUCCGCGCGGCUUCGCGAAGCUGCUGCUGACCCUGCUCGUCCUCUCGGGCAUCAACACGAACAUCAUCAGCAUCUACUCCAGCGCCAUCUCGUGCCAGCAGUUUUGCCGCCCGUUCGCACGGGUCCCGCGCUUCAUCUGGACGUUUCUUUGCUUCGCCGCCAUCCUGGGGCUCGCCCUCGGCGGCCGCCAGAAGCUGAACACCUACUUGCAGAACUUCCUGUCCCUGCUCGGAUACUGGUGCACCAGCUACUUCGUGAUCCUGUUCAGCGAGCACGUCGUGUUCCGCAAGGGCAGCUUCGAGAACUACGAUCUCGAGGGCUGGAAUGAUCCCGCCCGGCUGCCCUUGGGGAUUGCCGCGGCCACAGCGUUUGGUCUCGCCAUAAUUGCCUGGGUCAUGGGUAUGGUGGAGACCUGGUAUGUCGGCCCACUGGGGAAGUUGAUCGGUGAUUAUGGUGGCGACGUGGCCAACGAGUUUGCCUUUGUCGUGACUGCCCUAGUCUAUCUGCCUGCCAGGUACGUAGAGUUGAGGGUCUUUGGGAGAUGA
Messenger RNA from Exophiala aquamarina CBS 119918, 1635 nucleotides. RefSeq lists its product as uncharacterized. Lineage: Eukaryota; Fungi; Ascomycota; Eurotiomycetes; Chaetothyriales; Herpotrichiellaceae. Gene Ontology annotation, molecular function: transmembrane transporter activity. The record is from RefSeq and is a predicted model, not a curated record. Gene Ontology annotation, cellular component: plasma membrane; fungal-type vacuole membrane. The coding region runs from base 1 to 1635 and encodes 544 amino acids. Gene Ontology annotation, biological process: transmembrane transport. The transcript has a single exon.